Ziziphus jujuba (common jujube) is the source of this 1401-nucleotide messenger RNA. RefSeq names its product thioredoxin-like protein CDSP32, chloroplastic. The coding region runs from base 288 to 1184 and encodes 298 amino acids. Lineage: Eukaryota; Viridiplantae; Streptophyta; Magnoliopsida; Rosales; Rhamnaceae. The record is from RefSeq and is a predicted model, not a curated record. The transcript has a single exon. Gene Ontology annotation, molecular function: oxidoreductase activity, acting on a sulfur group of donors, disulfide as acceptor.
CCCCAUGACCUUUAAAUGAUAUCCGAGAUUGACUGCCAUAAUGUACACAAUCUCUAAAGAGAAUGAAGUGCAAUGUACGUACCACGAAAAAUCUGCCCAAACUAUCUUUUACAAAUUGAAUUAGAAUGAUAUGAACCACAUAUCCAAACGAGUGGAUAUGAUUCCCGAUCACCGAUAGAAAAUCAUGAUAGUUCUAAAGCUUUUCUCACCCUGCUCUGUGAGUCUACUAUUUUCGUCUGCAAUUCCAGUCCAACACACUCUAAUAACCUUCAAUUUUCUCCGUGUCGAUGGCUACAAUCUCCAAUUUCUCAUCUAACCCAUCUUCAUCUCUUUCCACAAUCCAUAAAACCAACUUUUUUUUCUCCCAUUUCUCCAUUUUACCCUUCGUCUCAAAACGUAAACCUCCAGCUACAAAACUUCGAACAAACCGAACCCAAUUCUUGGUCACAAAAGCUACAGCCGCUCCGGGCACUAAAAAAGCGAGAAGGGAUGAAAGAGUCCAGAAAGUCCACAGCAUAGAGGAAUUCGACGAAGCCCUUAGAACUGCCAAGAACAAGCUUGUGGUGGUGGAAUACGCAGCCAGCGACAGCUCCGAAAGCAGCCAAAUUUAUCCCUUCAUGGUCGAACUCAGUAGGACCUGCAACGACGUCGAAUUCCUCCUGGUAAUGAAAGACGAAUCUGAGAAGACCAGGGAGCUUUGCAGGAGAGAGAAAAUCGAACAAGUCCCGCACUUCAGCUUCUACAAAAGCUUGGAGAAGAUUCACGAAGAGGAAGGGAUUGGACCGGAUAUGCUUGUUGGGGAUGUGUUAUAUUACGGGGACAACCACUCUGCUGUCGUUCAAUUGCAUAACAGGGAAGAUGUGGAGAAGUUGAUUGACGACCACAAAGCCGAUCACAAGCUGAUUGUGCUCGACGUGGGUCUGAAGCAUUGUGGGCCGUGCGUGAAGGUGUAUCCGACGGUGGUUAAGUUGUCGAGGCAGAUGGCUGAUAACGUCGUGUUUGCGAGGAUGAACGGUGAUGAGAACGAUAGCUGCAUGCGGUUCUUGAAGGACAUGGAUGUGGUGGAGGUGCCUACUUUCUUAUUCAUCAGAGACGGUAAGAUCUGUGGAAGGUAUGUCGGUUCUGGCAAAGGUGAGCUUAUUGGAGAGAUACUUAGAUACCAGGGAGUUCGCGUAACCUAUUAAAGUAGUUAACUCUCCUCCAAAUUAAUUGAUAAAUUUUUGUUGCUUAUUUAUGAUGUAAUACUUGGAAAUUAAAAUUACUAAUCGGAAACUAUGGGAAUUGAAAUUACUAGUAAAAACUUUGUAUUUAAGCAGAAACUAUCGUGGCAUGUAGUUGUAUUAAUUUUAUUGUAUCUGGAAAAUAUAGUUCUUUGCGCAUCCAACACGGAUUUGAGAAUCA